Cylicocyclus nassatus is the source of this 1576-nucleotide messenger RNA. The record is from the annotation of a GenBank genome assembly. NCBI's taxonomy places the organism in Eukaryota, Metazoa, Nematoda, Chromadorea, Rhabditida, Strongylidae.
GUCGUUUAGCGUUCCAGCUUCAAGGAUUAUUUUUUUGCCCUUUUUUGGGGCAGGAUGAACUCAAAAUUUCUGUCUCAGUAAAAUUUGGAGAGUUGCUGGAUCAGAGAUAGCAGGCGAGCCUAUGGUAGAAAGCCGAUGGCGCCCUAACGAGACUGCCUACGACUGCUACUCACAUCAACCAAACCUACCGCAUAGUGAUCUACGAAAUUCCAGGUAUCAAUCGUCACAAGGUCGUCCUUAUUGUCAACAUCCAGCACAAGUAAUGCUACGAACUCGGCAAUUUCCUGAGGUCGCCGGUAUAUAUGGUUGCGAGGAGCAACCGUCACUGCGCCGUUUCACCCGAUAUGGUAACACGAUGAUGGAUUCGCAAACGUUUAUAUCAGCUCCGCCUCCAUCAGCAGCAUUUUCUAAAAGUGGGAACUGGACGUUUCGAGAUCGAAAGCAUUCUCGUCCCGGAGUGUUUUCGGAUGGCAUACGCAGAGAUGAGCGACCAAUGAGUAUGAACUUUUCGGAACAACGCGCAGUACGUAGUAAAAGUGAAAAUUCUCCCCGGCAACUUGAGGUGCGAGUUCCGAUGAGGAUACAGAAAUCAACCGAUGAAGAAUCAUUGCGGACUAGGCAGAGCUCGGAAGCAUCUGUACUUUACAAAACAAACAUCACGGUCGAUGAUGCUGCAGCGAUACUUCGGCCCAAAAAGAAUUUGGAAACAAACAACAAUCGCAAUCAGCUACGAAAAAGUUGUCCUGAUCUUGAUGCGGCCGCAUCAGCUCCUAUUAUGGAGGAACGAGGGCAGAGAAGAAGGAAUCGUAGAGCGAAAGAAAAGAUCAAGGAGGCUUGCUGGAGGAAAAAGCCUAUUGAGGAAUGGGCGCUAGACGAUGUCCUAUUGUGGCUUCAAGCUUGCAGUUUGGAUGAUGUGGCAUCUCUUCUCAUCGGUUAUGACAUUCGUGGGACGGACUUACUCACAUGGGACGACAACUGCUUAUCACAACUUGGAGUUACGAGCACAUCUGUCCGAGAAAAGAUUUUGGGAGAAUUAGCAGCCAUACGACGGAAGGGUCCAGAGGAUUCGAAAGAAUCGGAGAAGAAGAAUGGUCAUCGAGCCCUGUUCGAUAUUGUAAAACAAAGCACUUAUGAUCAGGUGCUUGCUGUGGAAACUCCGCUGACAACCCGAGACAUCAUCGUCACUCAUGGACGUCUUGGAUGUUUGCAAAUUAUCAAAAUAAAUGGGGCCAAUCUUCCGCUGCGAGAAAAUGAUUGUCUAUUGGAAAUCAACGACACUCCUGGAGAACAGUUUAAAUCAGCAUUGAUGUUGACGAAAUUGAUCAGUGACUCGUAUGGAGCGCCUAUUCGUUUCGUUGUACUUCGUAUGAAAACUCAGGAUAGAGUCGACGACAGUUCUCAAAACGAUGACAUCCGCUCGAAACUGCAUGCGUUGACUUUGAGCGCAGUCGCGCUAACCAAUAGACCACUUCAUCAUUUACUUUAUUUGCAAAACAGUACAGGAACGCACAAACAGGUGACGCCUUUUGAAAAGAAGGCGAACAAGUGCAACGUUGUCACGGAUGAAACAUGUUAA